UCUUCAACUUCAAAAACUUUUCCUAUUUUCACCAUCUUUUAUUUUCCCUACUUAACUACGUUCUCUACAGAUCCAACCACUUCCUCUGCCACCAAUUACUUCUUCUUGUCUGUUUUUGUUUCACUUUUGCUCCCAAACCAACUCUCUGUUAGAUCUCUCCCUCUGUUCUCUAUGCCAUUCCCCUCAGCUGGGACGGGUGUUCCGGAAUCAGAUUGUAACUGUGGGGUGAUAAUUUAUUCCUAAGUUGCGAGGUUUUUGAGGAUGGGUAAGUGCAAGGGUUGUGGGAAGGUAGGAAGAAUGGGACCAAGAAAUGGGUCUACGAGUGCUUAUGAAUUUUCUCUGAUGUUGUCUCCUGAUGUUUCUUUCUGGGAUUGUAUAUUCCGCAAAAUGAGGUACUCCUACAGACCUGAGUGGGUGUAGUGGUUUGAAGUUACCAGUCUUGAUACUUCAACUGAAUAAAGUAUUCUAGCAUAACUGUUUAGGGGAAGAGGGGGAACAUUGUAUGCAGAAAAUGCAUAAAACUCUGAAGAGACUCUCUUGAAGGAUAGGAGUUGACCAAAGUUAUUUUGAGUAUUUAUAAAUAUGAUGAGUUCUAUGGAUAACAUGGGAUUUAAUAAAGGGCAACAUGUGGGAAAGGCGAAAAAGAAGGCAGUGAAAGAUGAGUUGGAUCGUCUUAAACAGGCUGAAAAGAAAAAGAGGCGGUUGGAAAAAGCUCUAGCUACUUCUGCUGCCAUCAUUUCUGAACUGGAGAAAAAGAAGCAGAAGAAGAAAGAGGAGCAACAGAGACUUGAUGAAGAGGGCGCUGCAAUUGCUGAAGCGGUGGCUUUGCAAGUUUUACUUGGAGAAGAUUCAGAUGAUACCUGUAAGGUUGCUAUAAAUGAGAGUGGAUGCAAGACUUUGAAUUAUAAUCACGAACUUGAGCUCUUCAUGGGUGGACCAAGAGCUUGUUUUGCUGAUGUAGAUGGUGAUGGCACAUGGUCUGUUUCUUCUGAAAAUGGCAAGUGGUCUUUCACAUGCAGGCCUCUUGAGAAGAAUGUGUAUGAACCUCUGCAUGAAGAAGUGGGAUGGGGUUCUACUGGAUUCUCUGUUGAUUAUAUAGCAGCACAAGCUGUUAGAUCACUCCAGAUUGCAGAGGAUGCAAAUGAAGCAAGAAUUCUCUUCUAAUGGAAAUGCUAAAAUUGCAUUAUUUCUGUCAUUGUUGGUGCCGGGUGAAGUUUUAAACUUCUGUUACUUUCUGGAGGUUGUCUUUUGUACAUCAUCGUACCAUAUGUGCUUGUCAGCCACAUUCUGCUUCAGCUGUGUGUGACUGAACUUGUUGCUCUUCUGUCACUGUAUUUUCUUAUGAUUUUAGUUAACUGCGUGCAUAGCUGCUAAUUUUCCAUUAGGAUUGACUUCCAUAGUCUUGUCUUGCAGAUUUAUAUAAUUUUUUUUUAAUUUACUACAAA
Vigna angularis (adzuki bean) is the source of this 1445-nucleotide messenger RNA. RefSeq lists its product as uncharacterized. The transcript has 2 exons. The coding region runs from base 583 to 1164 and encodes 193 amino acids. The record is from RefSeq and is a predicted model, not a curated record. NCBI's taxonomy places the organism in Eukaryota, Viridiplantae, Streptophyta, Magnoliopsida, Fabales, Fabaceae.